This is a messenger RNA of Nematolebias whitei (Rio pearlfish), 1990 nucleotides long. RefSeq names its product UDP-glucuronosyltransferase 2B31. Gene Ontology annotation, molecular function: UDP-glycosyltransferase activity. The coding region runs from base 1 to 1587 and encodes 528 amino acids. Lineage: Eukaryota; Metazoa; Chordata; Actinopteri; Cyprinodontiformes; Rivulidae. The transcript has a single exon. The record is from RefSeq and is a predicted model, not a curated record.
AUGUCCCGAAAAAUCCCUGUAUUUUUGGUGGUCCUCUGUGUUUUGCUGCUGAGACCCUCCUACUGUAGAGGCAGUAACAUUCUAGUGGUGCCUGUUGAUGGCAGCCAUUGGAUCAACAUGAAGAUUAUCCUCGAACAGCUUCACUCCAGGGGUCACCAAAUCACAGUUCUGCAUUCUGAAGAGAGCUGGUACAUCUCCAGAAACUCCACCUUCUAUACCUCCAUCAAUAUUCCAACGAUAGGCACUGCCGAUGACCAAAACAUGUACAUUCAAUUUAUGCAAGAUAACAUGAACUGUCGCCGUUAUCCCGCAUUUAUUCGCUCGUUUUGCCUACAGAAAGAGAUCAUAUCCAUGUUAGGAGGAGCUCAUGAGAUUCUGGCCAAAUCAGCUGAACAAAUUUUGGACGACUCCCUGUUAAUGAAGAAGUUACAGGAUUCUAAGUUUGACUUAAUGUUGACGGACCCUGCUCUGUCUUUAGGAGUUAUUUUGGGUAAUUACCUCAAACUGCCGAUGGUUUUGAACGUGCGCUGGAUUAAUAUAGGAGAAGGCCAUACGACUGUAGCUCCCUCGCCUGUCUCCUUUGUCCCUGUACCAGGAAGUGAACUUCACGAUCAAAUGGAUUUCAUAGAUCGGACAAAGAAUUUGUUGCACUAUGUUUACAACGUUUAUGCAGAGUACUUUAUUAUUAACCCUUCCUACUCAAAACUGUUUGAGCGUCACUUCCCUCCUGGGACUGACUUAUUGUCUUUAGAGCUUUCAGCUGAUAUCUGGUUGUUCAGGACAGAUUUUGUCUUUGAGUUCCCGCGGCCCACCAUGCCCAAUGUGGUCUACAUUGGAGGGUUCCAGUGCAAAGAGGCCAACCCCCUCCCUGCAGAGUUGGAGGCUUUCAUGCAGAGUUCUGGGGAACACGGAGUGGUCGUCAUGUCUCUGGGGAGUUUGGUGUCACUUCUUCCACCUGAGGUCACUGAGGCUAUAGCUGCUGCUUUCGCUCAGCUCCCUCAAAAGGUCAUUUGGAAGUUUGAUGGUGAGAAGCCUCCCUCUUUGGGAAAUAACACCCUACUGGUGAACUGGUUGCCCCAAAAAGAUCUCCUGGGACACCCCAAGACCCGUGCCUUUGUAGCCCAUGGAGGGACCAAUGGGAUGUAUGAGGCUAUCUAUCAUGGUGUUCCUGUUCUGGGUAUGCCCCUGAUGUUUGAUCAGUUUGAUAACAUGCUCCGACUGAAAGUCCGUGGCGCAGCUCGGAUGGUGGAGGUCAGAUCUCUGACCAAAGAGAACUUCCUGGAGGCUUUAAAUGACAUUUUAGAAAAUCCAUCGUACCACAAGAACAUUCAGCACCUCUCUAGUUUGCAUCAUGACCAACUAGCAUCUCCCUUGGACACAGCCAUCUUCUGGAUCGAGUACGUCAUCAGGAACAAAGGAGCUGCCCACUUGAAGUCCGCAGGUUUCAGCCUGCCUUGGUAUACCUACUUCUGUCUGGAUGUGGCUGCCAUUUUGAUGGCCAUAACUGGAACCUUCAUCUGGGGUUUAGUCCUGGUCUGUAGGUGUCUCUGCUGCCGGAGGUUCAGGAAAAAGAUGAAAGCAGAAUAACUGGAAAACUGAGUUCAGACUUCUUCAAGUAUGCACUAAUUAACUAGUUCUACCAACAUUCCUGUUUCAUGUUGUAUUCUUAAGAAGAAAAAAAAACCCAUACAACUGCAAAAAAUAAAUAAUUAAAUAAAUAAGUGAAAUUGUUUAUUUUAGACACAGAGAACCAGAUUAUAACACAAAAAUGCUUUUGCCAAAGAUGCAGCGGACACACAUUUUGAAGUGUUCAUUGUAUUCAUUUUACCUUGAUCGUUUGGUUCCAGUUUUAAACUAAGCCACUGUGUCCUCACACCUGCCCUACUCAGGGACAUGAUGAAAUCAGGUUUUAGGUUUUCCCUUGUUUUAACUGCCUAUACGAUGCUGUGUAACCAGUAGACUGUUGUGUCCAAUAAAAUAAAAACCAUAG